Molecule: messenger RNA, 2162 nt
Organism: Cucurbita pepo subsp. pepo (vegetable marrow)
Lineage: Eukaryota; Viridiplantae; Streptophyta; Magnoliopsida; Cucurbitales; Cucurbitaceae
Product: GTP cyclohydrolase 1
Biological process (GO): tetrahydrofolate biosynthetic process; tetrahydrobiopterin biosynthetic process
Cellular component (GO): cytoplasm
Molecular function (GO): GTP cyclohydrolase I activity; GTP binding; zinc ion binding
Source: RefSeq, a predicted model, not a curated record
ACCCCAGUGGCCCAUCUCAUCCUUCAACCAUUCAGAUUCAGCACACCUUUCACCGAUCCCUGCCGCAACCUUUCCUCAAUCCUAUAACUUCAUUCUAUGUGGCGCCAUUGAUCCAGCAUUCCCAUUUCCCAACUACAAAAUUAUCCCUAUGAACUGCGGUGCCAUUUGUUUCUUACAAUUUCCCUAACACAAGUCCUUACACUACCCAUUCGUUCCCUUUUCAUUUCUUCUACUUGCUUAUUAGGGCUUGUUUUCUGUCUCUGUCGCGAUUUCCUUAUCUGGGUGCAUUGUAUUUCUCAUGCUCAUUUGAUUUGUAGCCUUGUUUUCACAAAUAUAGCAAUAUUUCGUUGAGGCCCAACUGGAGUUCAUCAAAUCUCUUGAUUCGAUGAGUGGGGUUUCCCGUAUGUGUCACGAAUCUUUCCAUGUACCCCUGAUUUGAUCUGGGUGUGGACGGUUUUUGGAGUUGGGUAUUGUUUAUUUCCCCCUCUCUUUGGGAUUCGGGAGUUUUUGAAAUCCGACAAUGGCUGCUUCAGAUGAAGAGCUUUCGGAUUUGAAGGUCGAGAAUGGAGCGAAACAUAGCGGGGUUGAGGAUGAACCUGAAACUAUUGCUAUCAUGGAUGCUGUGAAAGUUUUGUUGCAGGGUUUAGGGGAAGAUAUCAACAGAGAGGGCAUCAGAAAGACCCCCCUCCGUGUAGCCAAGGCUCUUAGAGAAGGAACAAGAGGGUAUGGAGAAACAGCGAAGGACAUUAUUGAAAGUGCUUUAUUCCCCGAAGCUGGACUGCAUAAUGGUCUUGGUCAAGCUGGAGGUGCAGGUGGGAUUGUGAUUGUUCGAGAUCUUGACUUCUUCUCGUAUUGUGAGUCAUGUCUGCUUCCAUUUCAAGUGAAAUGUCAUGUGGGUUAUGUUCCAUAUGGUCAGCAAGUUGUAGGGUUGAGUAAGCUCUCUCGAGUCGCAGACGUGUAUGCAAAGAGACUUCAAAAGCCUCAACGUCUGGCUGAUCAAAUUUGUUCGGCUCUGCACCAUGGUAUCAACCCAGGAGGUGUUGCUGUUGUGCUUCAUUGUUUGCACAUUCAUUUCCCGAGCUUGGAGUCGGUCUUUCUCGACUCGAAAUCCUCAGGAUGGGUCAAAGUGCAGGUUCAAUCUGGUUUGGGAGCUUUCGAAAACCAAGAUGCUGAUGCCUGGAUGGACUUCUUCAGUCUUUUAAAAUUUAGAGGCAUAGAUCUAAGCAAAGCUGGUGCACCAGAUUCAAAUUCUCAACUUUGGUGCCCAUCUCAUUUUCCUUCAGCUUCUAAAUUCUCAACCAAAAUCGAGUCAUUAAACCCGAGAAUGACCACUGCAGCGACAUCAAUUUUGAGGUCGUUAGGUGAAGACCCUUCAAGGGAAGAGCUUCUUGGAACACCUGGUCACUUUGUCAACUGGCUAAUGAACUUCCAAAACUGUAAUGUUGAAAUGAAGAUGGAUAUGAAGAAGCUCAAUGGCUUUGCUAAUGGUAGAACUCAUUUCGAACACAACGAGAACGGUAACCUCUCCGAGAAAAAGAUUCAAUCAGAGAUGAAUUUCUCGUUCUGGUCCCAAUGCGAGCACCAUUUACUUCCCUUUUAUGGCGUCGUGCAUAUAGGAUUCUUAAGAGCUGAUGGAGUCACUCACCUUGAGAAAUCACUUCUAAACUCAGUAAUACAUUUCUAUGGUUUCAAGCUUCAAGUUCAGGAGAGAAUGACCAGGCAGAUAGCAGAGACAGUCUCAUCAUUAUUAGGAGCAGACGUCGUAGUUGUUGUUGAGGCGAGUCAUACCUGUAUGAUCUCAAGAGGAAUUGAGAAGUUUGGUUGCACGACAGCUACAAUUGCUGCGCUCGGUCGGUUUUCAUCAGAUGCAGCUGCAAGAGCCAUGUUCUUGCAGAGCAUUCCCAAAACUACCAUCGGAGAACUGUAAGGACAAGCUUAUGAUUAUGCCUAAGACCCCUUCACAACACACAAGUUUUGCACAACUUGAUCAAUAGCGCCAUACACAUUUGGCUGGAAGGUAUAGUUUAUGGGUCAGGUCAUCCUCCCAUUCAUAUUAUAUUUAGCUGUUUUAGACCAAAGGGAUCCAAAAAGGAUACCGUUUAUACUUGAUUUUGUUGGUCAGGAGCCCAGGAGUGGCAGCUUUCCAACAGAUUUCAUGGCCA